AUGCGACGGAAGAGAAUCAGCUCCGGGGCCAAUGGCUUGAAGCUGACAUCAGACAUUCUCCUCGUCGUUACGAAGAAGGCGACCGCCCAGCCCGAGAAGAAGAAGCCCAUCGCCGUCCCCGUCGCCGCCAAGAAGAGCACCCCCGUCGUCGCCGAGAAGGUUAUUGUCGAGGAGGUCAAGGAGGUCAAGCCGGACAGCAGGCCGAGGACGCCGCUGCAGGCCGUGGGACGGUCGAGCGCGACCGAGUCAAAGCGACACAACGUCCGUAUCUGCCGGCCACGCCUCGCCCCAGCUCCACAGGCCCCUUCCCUCCUCCCCGGCUUCAUCCCGCGCACGCCGCGGCCAUUCAACGCGCAGCGUGCCGAGUCCGCCGACGCUGUCCCACUGCCGACGCCCCGCUCCCCGACCACCUCACCAACCGGGUCUCCCGAGGGAAGACGAAGCACGACCAACGACGAGAGAAUGGGCCGCAACGGACUACGCGAACCGCGCUUCCUCCCAGUUCACGAGGGUGUGAGGCUGGGCAAACCGGCAAGCCCCCCACGGACCGUUGCUCCAGCCAAGCGGCCGCCAGUGAUGAGGAAGCACGAACGGCCCCGGUUCUCCUUUGCUCGGCCCCAGAAGGAGGGCGAUAAGGGUGGAGGGGGGACGUAUCUGCGCCAACUGCGCCACGCUGGUGCUGAUACGGACGGCGCACCGCCCCGUCCCACCGACACCGCUGCCGAGCGGGCAUCGCGCAACGCCGGUUUCGACGGCGAUACACUCGCCCCUCGCGUUUCUCCGCUGGGUGCGGCCCAGGUGCCCGCUCGGAAUGCGGGCAGGGAGCUCAGUGUGGAGCAACUGCUGCGCAUGGAUUUGUCGGGUGUUCGUGCAGCGCGAAAGCGGCGCAGGCUUGCAACACAGCAAUAA
Messenger RNA from Trichosporon asahii var. asahii CBS 2479, 909 nucleotides. RefSeq lists its product as uncharacterized. NCBI's taxonomy places the organism in Eukaryota, Fungi, Basidiomycota, Tremellomycetes, Trichosporonales, Trichosporonaceae. The record is from RefSeq and is a predicted model, not a curated record. The coding region runs from base 1 to 909 and encodes 302 amino acids. The transcript has 2 exons.